Molecule: messenger RNA, 9804 nt
Organism: Amblyraja radiata (thorny skate)
Lineage: Eukaryota; Metazoa; Chordata; Chondrichthyes; Rajiformes; Rajidae
Product: protocadherin Fat 4
Exons: 15
Coding region: 327-7970 (2547 amino acids)
Biological process (GO): homophilic cell-cell adhesion
Cellular component (GO): plasma membrane
Molecular function (GO): calcium ion binding
Source: RefSeq, a predicted model, not a curated record
GGAGGUGACCCAUUCAGCAAAGGAGCAGAUCUGGACCCAUGGAUGGGGAAACGGCAGGGCAGUUUCACAACAGCUGCCUGAGAGGGAACGGCCAGAGCAAACCGUCUUGUUUGCCUUGGAUUAGCAUGUGCCUUGUGCCUCGCUCGCUCAGCCUUACUUGGAAUCAGACACUUUGGUGGGAUCACCUCAAUGUGGGGGAAAUGCAGAUCUCCUUAUUGUUUCUGACUCAUGGCAGAAAUGCUAAAGGCCAGUGUAAGGCACGGCAGAGGUAUGUGAGGAGCUGAAAUCUUUGAACACAGUCCCAUCUCCGUUCUACAGCAGAACAAAUGGCUCCCUGGCAAUGCUGCAACAUAACUCUGCUAAUUCUCUCUCUCACGCUGUAUAAGUGCAUGAAUACAGAUACAGGGGACGAGAAAGAUGGUUACAUCUCCAUUGAUUCCACUAGUAAGGAGGAUUUAGGAGCUACAGAGGCUCAUUCCACCAAGAGUUUCAUUGAAUUUUCACAGACAGCGUCAAGCGGUAACAUCGGGAAAAUUCGCAACAACAGGCCCGUCUUCUCAAGAAGUGUUUACAGCUUUGACAUUCAGGAGGACUCAGCUCCAGGCACCACAGUGGGCUUCGUAACAGCCACUGAUCCAAACCAAGGUGUCGGUGACAAUGUGUAUGCAAUACACGAAGAUGAUGGCGAUGGACUCUUUGUUAUUAACCCAGCUACUGGACACAUGACACUCACUCGUCCUCUGGACUUUGAGUGUGCAAAGUAUUACAUUCUCUCUGUGAAAGCAGCGAGCACAGAGGGACAAUUCAGCGUGGUCCGGGUAUACGUCAACGUGCUGGAUGUCAAUGACAACGCGCCAUGCUUUGCUCCAGAUUCCUACAAUGUUACUAUCAUGGAAAACAUCCCUAUUGGCACGAGUGUUUUAACCCUGAAUGUCACUGAUGCUGAUGAAGGUAUGAAUGCAGCUUUGACGUUGAACAUAAUCUCCGGGGACGCCAAUGGAGAUUUUACAAUUGAUGAAAGCGCUGUACUCCGGGUUGGACAGAUGUUAGAUCGAGAACGCCAGUCUACUUAUAGUUUAACAGUUCAAGCUAUUGACCAGGCUCCGUGUGACUCAGUGCGUUUCAGAAGUAGUGCAUGGAUCAUGGUGGAGCUCCUUGAUGUGAACGACAAUGCUCCCACGUUCUUGCCUUUGAAUACUGUCUACCUUCCCGAAGACGUUUCUACUGAUACCGUGGUAAUGACAGUGAAGGCCGUGGAUGGAGACAGCGGGCUCAAUGGCCACAUUGAAUACUCUCUCACACAAUCUCCAGAGUGCAAGUUCAGCAUCAACACCACAAGUGGCGAAGUGAGUGUGAUUGGAGACCUUGAUCGAGAAUUAGUGGAACGGGUUACAAUAGAAGUGACUGCAUCAGAUAAAGGCCAGCCACCACUCUCCUCCUCCUUAUGCAUUAGAGCAAUUAUUACUGACGUCAAUGAUAACAGCCCCGUCUUCAGUCAAACCACUUAUACAGUCACAGAGGAUGAAAACAUACCUCCUGGCUCUGAAUUACUGGCUGUUUCAGCUACUGACCUCGAUGAAGGGAGAAAUGGGCAGGUUCGAUAUACAACAAGCAGCAAGCACUUUGCCAUUGAUUCUGUUACUGGGUUAAUCUCAUUGUUCAGGAAUCUAGAUCGUGAACAAAUACCGAUCUAUUCUUUUGUGGUUUUUGCAACGGAUGAUGGAUCCAGUCCCAGGUCAGGAACAGCCUCCGUCAAGGUUGUUCUCAGGGAUGUCAAUGACUUUGUACCGAUCUUCCAGCCUGCCACAAUAUCCCUAGAUAUCCUGGAGAAUAUAAAUAAAGUUCCACAAGUCGUAUAUCAGUUGCUCGGCCUUGACGAUGACUUGGAUUCCAACAGUGAGCUGACUUACAAGAUAUCACGAGGAAAUGAAGAGGGCAAGUUUUCACUCUCAACAAACGGAGAACUCAGGCUGGUGCAGAUCCUCGACAGAGAGGUUCAGGGGGAAUACACGUUGCUGGUGACUGCCACAGAUGCAGGUGAGCCACCACUGACUGGGACUGGAACAAUCGUAAUAAUAGUUAAAGACCUCAAUGAUAACAGUCCUCUAUUUGAACAAAAUCUGUACACAACCACCAUCAGUGAAGCCACCUCCACUGGUACAGUGAUUUUACGGGUCAAGGCUUCAGAUGCAGAUGCUGAAGAGAAUGGGAAAAUCAGUUACUCAAUGGAAGGGGAGGAUUCUCCAUUCUCCAUUGACCCUGUCAGUGGAGAAAUGAUCACCAUCUCCACUUUGGACAGAGAAGUUCGAGGAGAUUAUACGCUGCUUGUUGUAGCUCAUGACCAAAGUCACACACAGCGCUCGACGAGUUCGGCAUCUGUGGUGGUCAUUAUACAAGAUGUUAACGAUAACCCACCUGAAUUUCUGGAUGACCCAUAUGUUGCUAAUGUCCCUGCUGUUCUAAAGAGAGGGUCAACUGUUUAUGCGGUAACUGCAAGAGACAGAGAUGUUGGGGGAAACGCUGACCUGCGCUUUUCUUUAUUUGGUCCAAAUGCCAACAAGUUUGAAAUUGACCCACUCCGUGGUGUGGUUUUUGCACGGCACAUUUUGAAAGGUCCAAUGGACAUCACAGUCAACAUUAACGUGUCAGAUAGCAGAGAAGAUCCAAAAAUGGACAGUACAACCAUCACAGUGAGAUUUCAACGCACCACUGACUUCCCCCAAGUAUCUGUGGACAAAGAAGUGCUUGUCUACCCAGAAAAUCAAGCAGUGGACACAGUGAUUGCUCAAGUCAGUGCCUUAAGCAAAGAGAAAGAAGCAGUUGGGUCUAUUUCCUUUUAUCUUGCAGUGGGCAACUUGGGAGAUGUAUUUCAAGUCAACCAAUUAACAGGAGAAGUGAUUAUUAAAAGGACUCUGGAUUUUGAGUUUGCAAAACAGUACCAGCUUUGGAUAGAAGCCAGGGAUUCAAGUUCGCCACCAUUUUCAUCUUAUGUCAGAAUAGAUGUCAAUGUUACAGAUACAAAUGACAAUUUUCCUACAUUCAAGCAGAACAUCUACAAAUGUGAUGUCUAUGAGAAUGUGCCAGCCAGCAAAGUCUGCAAUGUGUCUGCUGUUGAUUCAGAUUCUUCUCUGAAUGGAUUGUUAGAAUAUAGUAUUUACGAUGGCAAUGUUAACAAUGCAUUUAACAUCAAUAGGUCCACUGGAGUCAUCAGAACUGUUAGGAUGUUGGAUAGGGAACAGCUGGCAUUAUAUACAUUAAUAGUUGAAGCAAAAGAUAAAGGAGACAGCCCAAAGACUAGUACAGCAACGAUCUUUAUUUCCGUCCUGGACAUAAAUGAUAACGCCCCUCGCUUUUCACAAAUUUUCCUUGCACAAGUUGUUGAAAAUGCUCCAGUCGGUUUUACAAUUGCACGCAUUAGUACCACGGAUGACGAUAUUGGUGUGAAUGCUAGAAGCACCUACAGUAUCUCGGAUCACACAGCGACUCUGCCCUUUGACAUAGAUCCAUGUACCGGGGAUUUAACUGUGGCAAGGGCACUGGACAGAGAGACCACAGAUCAGUACGUUUUAAGAGUGCAUGCCAAUGAUUCGUCUUGGGAUGUCAACACAGACGUGACGAUAGUUGUUGCUGAUAUAAAUGACAACACACCACAAUUUACCGAGGCAUCCUAUAGCAUGACAAUUCCGGAGCCUGCAGAAAAAGAAACGUUUGUUCUACAGGUAUCUGCCGCUGACCCUGAUCUGAAUUGCAAUGGAAAGAUUUUCUACUUUCUUAAGCAUCCAAAUGAAUUCUUCAGAAUUAACGCAACCACUGGCAAAAUCUUCACUAAGUCAUUUAUUCCGUUAAACAACACAGACCACAGCGGCACUUCCCAGAACAGAAUUACGUUUAUUGUGGUUGCCUCAGACCUUGGUGAGCUACCUUCUAUCAGUGAGACUGUUGUGGACAUCACAAUUGUCAAUCGCAAUGAUUAUCCACCCAUAUUUUUACCACACAGACAGAUGAUUCCAGUUCCUGUGAAUUUAGCUUUAGGUACCAGGGUGACCAAACUGAUCAUUGUUGAUAAAGAUUCAAAUAGAGACGGGGAGUAUUUUAUUACCGAGAAUGGUGGCUCAUUCCUUUUUGGCGUUGAACAGUCCAGCGGGUGGAUUUUUGUGACUAACACUCUCACUUCAAGUUUGAAUAAGGUAUUCACCCUAACAGUAACAGCAACUGAUUAUGGAAUUCCACCUCUCUCCUCUAAUACUACAAUCAACUUCGUCAUCACAGGCAAAAAUAUAUUUACUCCACAAUUUUACACUUUAGAAGUAAGUUUAUACAUUCCUGAAGACCAGCCCAUUGGUUCUGUAAUUAGUAACAUUACAGCAUCUGAUGCUGAUGAAGGGAUAAAUGGCCAAGUAACAUACUCAAUAAUGGCUGGAAAUGAAGGAGGGUAUUUUGCCGUUGGAAACACGACAGGGCUGUUAACUUUGGUUCGAAGUUUAGAUUUUGAGAUGGAGUCUGUUUAUCGCCUUCGGAUUUACGGCCUAGAUGGUGGAUGGAUUUCAAAGACUGGCUCUGUCGAAGUUAGUAUCUUUGUUCAAGAUGUCAAUGACAAUCCCCCAGUAUUUUGUCAGAAAGCAUUUUUUGCAACAAUUGCAGAAAACUCCCCGUGUGGCUCCACAAUCCUUAAACUAAAUGCAACAGACAAUGACACGGGAAUUCAUGCUGAGAUAAGCUACGCUAUUGAAGAUGGCGACACAGAACUCUUUUCCAUAGAUCCACAAAUUGGAAUAAUUAUUGUGCAAGAAAUUUUAAAUUUUGAAUCGGUUAAGUUCUAUGAACUAGCCAUCAGAGUGUUUAACAGAUAUGACAGGGAUCAAUUCAGUCUGAGUAAAGUGUACAUUUAUGUCACAGGACUGAAUGAGUAUAUUCCACGCUUCAGUAAAGCACAAUAUAAUUUUGUCAUUUCAGAGAAAGCAGUUAAAGGAACUAUUGUAGGCAGCGUAACAGCAACCGAUCUUGAUCUUGGUCUCGAAGGUGUGGUUUACUACAUACUGGUAGGAGAAAGCAAGAAGAAAGGUUUUCAGAUCGUUGACAACACUGGAGAGAUUGUUGUGUCAGAUAACACGAAACUUCUCGGUCCGAGCCACGUUCUCCUGAGAGUACUUGCUAAGAAUUCUGGAAGGAUACUUGGCUUUGAUGUGGAUGAAGCACUAAUUAAUGUUGCUAUUCUCAGUGUAAAUGACGCUCCAGUAUUUCAGUCUGCUCUCUAUCAAGCCCAUAUCAGAGAAGAUGCACCAGCUGGUACAUCUGUCUUUAGCCUUAUGGAUGAUGAUUCAGACAUCAUUGUAAAGUGGAAUCAGCUUGAGUUUAAAAUUGAAGACGUACACAUAAAUAAUUUGUUUUCUAUCAAUUCUAACACUGGUGAAAUAUUUGUCGUGUCUUCCCUGGACAGGGAAACAGUGCCAUCUUACAACAUGACCAUUAUUGCAGUUGAUACAAGAGGCGGCCAAACACUAGGUAGAACACAAUUGGUGAUUGUUGUUGUUGACGUCAAUGAUAACAGUCCUGUUCUUGUCAGUACAGAAGGGCAUGUAUUGGAGAAUCAACCUAUUGGCACAAAAUUUGGUUCACUUAAUGCCAUUGAUCUGGAUUCACCUCCCAACCAGGGACCUUUCUACUACCAGCUAGCAGAUAGCAACAGUAGCAGCUUUGUUACAUUGUCUCCAGCUGGUGUGUUGUCCACCAAGAUAAUGUUUGACAGAGAAUGUGUUAGUGAUCUCUUUUUGCCCAUCAUUGUGCAAGAUUCUGGAAACCCUUCAAUGUCCUCAGUGAGUAUAUUUCACGUCCGAAUUCUAGACCAAAAUGAUAAUCCUCCUCAGUCUAGAAAUAUUCAUAUUCAAGUCAAUUACUUUGGUGACUAUUUCCCUGGUGGUUUCAUAGGUAGUGUGAAGCCAGAAGAUCCAGAUGUGUGUGAUAGAUUUAACUGCCACAUAGUCACCAAUGCCACCAUCAGCUUUGCUGUGGCAGGAGACGCCUGCAAAUUGUUAUCUGGGAAGCUAAUCCACGAAGAGGAAUUUAACCUUACAAUUAAGGCCAGUGACAAAGUUCACCACAGUGUCUCCAGCAGCAUUUACAUAAGAUACAGACAUUUUAACAAUGCCACAAUUGAUAGCAGUGUCUUCCUUCUCAUCACACUCCCCAUUGAAGAGUUUCUGGAUAAGAAAUAUCUACGUUUGGUUGAGACUAUUGACGAGCUCCUGAGCCAAAAUAACACAAAGCUCCAUGUCUUUGGGAUGAUGCCACUGAAUAAUCAAGUUCUCCUGAUGGCAGCUAUUAAAUGCAGCAGUGGGCUGCAUGUUUCCAGGAAGGCAGUGAUAGACCUCUUCACCGUUCACAGAGAAUGGCUCAGGACUCAGAUUGGAAUCCCUAUUUCUGCAAUAGGUUUAGACCCUUGCUUAACAACUCCAUGUCGCCGAGGUGUUGCCUGCACAAAGCAGACUUCUGUCAGCAUAGACACUGUUGUUCUGGAAAGUUCUUCGGUCAUUUUUCAGACUCAUGUUCUAUUGGAACCGUUCCGGUGUCUCUGCCCAGAGGGUCAGCUGUACAGGUUGGACUUUGACGAAUGCCCAACGACACCAUGUGAUGGCCAUGGUACUGGCUUAAACUACCCAAUAGGAUUUUUUUGUUCCUGUUCAGAAGGCAGAGCAGGAUCCAACUGUGAAAAGGACAUAAAUCACUGCCAACAAGACACGUGCCAGAAUGGAGCUACUUGCCUGAACCCGCCAGGGGGUUUUCAAUGUAAAUACCCACCAAAUUGCACAGGUACUAGUGGGAAUCAAUGUGACGCAAGCAGCCUUGGAUUUGAAGAACUCUCUUACAUGGAACUUCCUUGCCUUGAUCCCCAAAACAAUACAAUUUAUGUAGAAUUUGCCACAAUAAAAGAAAAUGCUCUCCUCCUGUAUAAUUAUGACAACAAAGAAGGUCCAGAGGGGGAAUUUCUUGCACUGGAAAUAGUGAACGGUAAAAUGGAAUUUGCUUACAAUCUCGGAGAUGGAACUGUUAGAUUGCAAAGUACUCAGCAAAUAGCUGACGGAAACCUCCACACUGUUCUUGCAACUAGAAUAGGCAAGGUCGGAUCGCUAACUGUGGAUAAUUGUACCACCAAUCAGCCGGAACAGUUCUGCUUUGUAAGCAACCCAGGCACAGGCACAGAAAGAACACUGGAUUUGGAUAACAAUAACAUGGUAUUUGGAGGAAUCAAAUCAAUUGACCCAAUCCUCCUUCGCCCAGGUCAUGUAAAAACAGAUGACUUUAUUGGUUGCAUCAAGGAAGUUAAACUGAACAAUAUUCCUGUGAAAAUUGCUGAGGCCCUGUCUUCAAGUAACAUCCUAACCAGUUGCCCUCGUCUAGAUGGAGCUUGUCAAGAUAAAGCAUGCCUCAGCGAUGGAGUCUGCCUUGGCUCUUGGUCUUACUACUUGUGUCAAUCUCCCGAAGGCUUUACUGGAGCAAAUUGUGGAAAAGCUAUUCUUGCAUAUACAGCAGUCUAUCUCAAUGGCCAGUCUCAUCUUGCUUAUUUCAUUAAAGAAAAUUAUAAACGUGCCCAACUGCUGAGGAGCCAGAGAAGGAAAAGGAACCGACAAGGAAUUGAUGACUACCUCAGUAUUGAAGUACACUUCAGAACACACUACUCGGAAGGAGUUCUCCUCCACCUCCAAGGGAACAAAACUCAUGCCACUGUCAAGAUUUUGGAAGGAAGGAUAAUCUUCAUUUCCAACGCUGGAUCGGCAGGUUACACUAAAAAUCAUUUACCAGAUAUCUCCGUCUCCGAUGGCGCUUGGCACACAUUCAAAUUGGAGAUCAGUACCAUGGCCACCAGACUGAUUCUUGAUCAAAAGUACCAGGAAAACAUCACUAAUGGAGGGAUCAAUGUGGCCAGCUUUUCAUUAGGACGGAUACCGCAAUCACAGAUUGAUGAUCUGAGUUAACCAGGCUUUAAAGGCUGCAUCAAGGUAUUAAAGUAUAAUAAUCAAGUGAUGCCAUUUACUGGAUCAAAUGACCUGGUCAAAGUUCAGCCAAGUGAUGUCUCUGUCCAGAUUGGAUGCAGUGGAUGGAACCUGUGUCCAAAUGGAACAAAGUGCAUUGAUUUAUGGUUGGCAUACAAAUGUCUUCCACUUUCCUGUUUUCCUGACCCUUGUAAGCAUGGCGGUACAUGCAUCAUUUCCUCGGAAGGCCUGCCUCACUGCAUUUGCAAGCCAGACUUUACCGGAUCUUAUUGUGAACUCCCACGUCAGAAAGGCAAUGUUCAGUUUCCACAGUGGAGAACUGCAGUCAUUAUCCUGGUUACUCUGGGAGUAAUUUCCCUGUUGGUUGCAUUCUUCAAGUGUCGAUACACUACCUCAGAAAGCAAGAGAACAAAAAUGGGCCCAUUAUUUCAACAGGGCACCGUGAACAAAGCUUUUGAUGAUGACCAUAUUAGUGGCUGUGACAUAAAAGGUCACACUUCUGACGAUAAUGGAAAGCCACCGGACAUCAUCAAGGCAGAAAAAAAUGGUCACGUCGUGGAUGAAACGUUUAGCAAUGCCACAGGUACGAUGCAGAAAAAGAACGACUGUGGGCACAAAGACUAUGACAUUGAGAGCUAUGCCACUGAGAACACUGGCUGGGUAGCUCCUUUGGGUACUGAUGACACUCAGCACAAGAAACCGAUCCGGACCAUUAAUGAUCAAGAUCAAAAAGUAAUUCCCUCCAGGAAUGGGCAUGAAAAAUAUCAAUCUUUUACAUCAACAUUAAAUCAUAGAAACACCCAUUCUACCACGCAGAUCACUUCCAGCCAACAAAAUGCAACAACAAUUCAUCAUGAAAACCAACACUGCCUUCAUGUACAUCCAUCUCAAUGGUUUCAUUCAUCGUUUCUGUUGACAGAGCACCAGCAUUUCAUGAAUGAACUUCAUUCAACAGGCUAUGGGGCGGAGGUCUCCCACCAUGUUCACUUUGAUGACCGCCAGUCAAGCCAAGGAGGUAUUGACAACUUGUCCUUUAGUGGAGAUCUUCAGCCAGAUACACUAACAUUUGCAUCCAAUGGCACAACCAACAGCAGAGGAAAACAGGCACUCAGGAGAUUUCCAAUGGGGCUAUCUGCAGAAGAGGUAAAAAAAUUACAUGCUCCAACGUUACAGAAACCUGUCGAGAGCACCAUUCAAGAAACUUCUCUGUCCCAAUUUUCACAGAGAAUUUCAUCCCGUAGAUGUGCCUCAGUCUUUAUUCCUACCUCUGACCCUUCAUCCGACAGUGAUUCCCAUAGUUCUUUCACUUGUUCAGAGUACGACUAUGAAAGAGAACUAUACAGUAAUUUCUCCGUGGACGAAUCUACUCAACGAGAUUCCGGGAGAUGUAUUGUUGAGGAUGAUGAGGUGCUGGAUAAAUGGGAGAUUGGAUUGAAAAGGCAUGCAACUAAUUUGCUUUUAAUGGACUCUCAAAUUAUCAGCGAUGAGGAUUCAGAUAACAACAUCCUACCUACCACUCAUGACAACACAAUAUACAAAUGGGAAACAUUUUUAAACUGGGGGCCAACUUUUGAAAUGUAUCUUGACAUUUUCAAGGAUCUCGCUGAACUUCCAAUUGAACCAGGAAUUGAAAAUCAAUGUUGUGCUCCUGAAGGAAGUGAUCAUGAAGAAAUCCUGUAACACAAUUCCCAAACAUAUCUCAAAAACGUAUGCUAAACUAUCUGUAUACUUAAAUACAAUGGCGGGAGAAAAUAUUAGUAGAUAUUACUUUUAUACUAAAACAUUUAUGCUAAAAUAUAAUGAAGGAUAAAUAAUU